GAUAAGAUUGUUGAGAGCACAUUUCCACUUGGCACCCACGCUCACCCAUUGUCUUAGUGCGACUGUGCUUCCUGAAUGUGGUCGUGAAGAGUCCAGCCAUUGUCACGUUGAAUGAUAUCGCAGCCCCGUUUACUGAGAAGACCAAAUACGAUCGAAUAUAAAUUGCUCGCCCUUCGGCUCAACGUCAAGAAGAUUGCGGAGGAUACUCACUAUGGCGUCCCUUUGGAUUGCGACACUCCUGUUCGCCGUAUGUCUGGCUUCAGCUGCAGAUGUCACGUUAGAAGAAGACGUUAGAAAUAGAUCUUCCCCGGCUGUGCCUAUCCUCAAGAGGCUCAAGAGAUCGACCUGCUGGGAUACAGAAAUGAGUUGGCACGUGAAAGGGAUUCGCGAAAUGAUAAGUGAGGCCUACAGCUCUGGAAAGGUCGACAAGUUCAGCGAUGACUUUACGCUGAACGGGCACUACGCACACCUAAAUUUUAAAGUGGCUCGCCAUGAUGGAGAACUAUGGCUGGAACUGUACCUUGGCUUCUGCAAGGGUUUCGUUGACCAGCGCCUCGUAUGGCCCUUCCGGACUCCCUACACUCUAACUAUCUUCCAUCCAAUGGACAAGACAUUGGACAUCUCGAACACCAUCUCGUCAUUCUCAUCUGCAAUGUUCGUUUCCUUCAAGAGACCAAGAGACGGCUGCAACAAGUCAUGGGGAUUCCCUAAGAUGCUACGAGUAUCAGAAGUUGAAAAACAAGGAUACAUAGUGGACAAUGCUAUCUCUGUUGGUGUUAAGCUCAAUCCGUAAAUUGGGAUUAAUAUGAUGAUUCCCCGUCUGUUUGCGCCAUUAUGCGCUAGUCGUUCUCUGUACGCGUACAUACAUGCAAUUGGGUCCACGAAGCAAGUGAUGACUGCGCAGGUGGUAAUCAAAUAGUUGGGAAGUUAAAAUCGUGACAUUUGCUUUCAUGUUUCAUCAGACAUUUCGAUGUGCUGUGUAAAGCUACACGCACUUUCUAUGCUGGACUUGGUAACGUCUCCCUUAGAGUCGUCGAACGGUUUGCCUUUCGGGAGCUCCUUCUGGAAAGUAUUAUGUCCUGUGUAACGAAUUGUCUGUAAAUGGUUAAUAAAGGUGAUAUUUUAAAGAGUG
Molecule: messenger RNA, 1132 nt
Organism: Ornithodoros turicata
Lineage: Eukaryota; Metazoa; Arthropoda; Arachnida; Ixodida; Argasidae
Exons: 2
Coding region: 212-793 (193 amino acids)
Molecular function (GO): protein binding
Source: RefSeq, a predicted model, not a curated record